AGUACUCGUGUGCCCGCCAGUGGGAGGUUUAUAAACGCUGGCCAUGACCUAUAGAGGAGACGUCUAUUUCGUGCCCGUACUGUAUCCGUUUUUCGUGAUUGCACAUGUUGGCAUGCUAUAAGUUUAAUUAAGGGCAAUCCAUAUUUACUUAUUGAGUUAUCUCACCUCGUUGUUCUCAUCCACCAUUUCAGGUAGUGUGCCCCGAGACUCGGAAAUCAAGGGGAGUGACGUGAUAAAAGGCUAGUCACUUGAGAUUUGACAUAGAUUUUAGAUACAUGUACACCACGCUCUUGUAAGUUAGAUCUUAAUUGGAAAUUUUAUGGUAUCAAAACUGAUUUUGUUCAGUAAGUUUCGAGCCUUGUGCAUUUGUGGAACCCGUCUCACGAGUGUACGGCGUCUGUCGCGCCUCGAAUUCGGGUUUUGGGGCGUGACACAAGCAAUAGUCCCUAUAUACUACAAGUCAAAUGAUGAGAAAAUCAACUUUUUUGAACUACGAGAUCUAAACCCCCUUCCACUCACCAAAGCAACUCUUAAAUUAUGAAUUAAGAGUUUUGAAGCUAACCCCUUAGGCAUUGUUGUCUCUUUCUCCCUCAAUGGUUAGGGUAGAUUAAAGGUGAGAGUUUUCUUCCCACUUAUGAGAGUUUCUUCCUCUCUUGUGAACGUUUCUAAGGGUUUCUACCUUGACUUUUUUGAUAGCUUUUAUCAAAAUUCAUUUUUGUUGGAGGAGGAUGGCGACUUGAAUGCGAUAUUGGUUGGACUCUAGAUUAGUUGUCACAUUUGUUUUGAUUGUUGAGGGCAUGGUUGGGGAUGGAAUCCCUAGCUAAAUUUUUUUACC
Molecule: messenger RNA, 835 nt
Organism: Rubroshorea leprosula
Lineage: Eukaryota; Viridiplantae; Streptophyta; Magnoliopsida; Malvales; Dipterocarpaceae
Source: the annotation of a GenBank genome assembly